AUGGAACGGAAUCAUUCCGGAGGAAUUAAUGCGGCCGCCUCGUCGCAGACUCCUAAUUGCAAUUACAAGCUUCAGCUUGAAGCAACAAACGUAAACAACAACAGGCUGUGGUUAAGUAGUAACAACAAUACUGAAUCAAAACCUGCGGCUUAUUUACUGAAUUUGAUCAAUGAUACAAGUGGUACAGUUGGUAGAAAUGAUUCGAAUGAUUCAUUUGGUUCAAAUGAUGGAACUAAUGCAAUUGAUACAAACAGUCUAAAUAAUCUAGAUUAUCCAAAUGGUCCAAGUAAUACAAAUAGUUUAAACGAUUCAAAUGGGCCAAAUGAUCUAAAUGAUCUAAAUAGUCCAAAUGAUCUAAAUGAUCCAGGUUGUUUAAAUAAUCUAAGUGGUCCAAAUGAUUCAAGUAGUCUAAACGAUCCAACUGAUCCAAGUAGUGGAAAUGAUUCAAGGAAUACAAAUAGUUUAAACGAUUCAAAUGGGCCAAAUGAUCUAAAUGAUCUAAAUAGUCCAAAUGAUCUAAAUGAUCCAGAUUGUUUAAAUAAUCUAAAUGGUUCAAAUGAUUCAAGUAGUCUAAAUGAUCCAACUGAUCCAAGUAGUAGAAAUGAUCCAAGAAAUUCAAAUUGA
This is a messenger RNA of Megachile rotundata (alfalfa leafcutting bee), 624 nucleotides long. RefSeq names its product sporozoite surface protein 2-like. The record is from RefSeq and is a predicted model, not a curated record. Lineage: Eukaryota; Metazoa; Arthropoda; Insecta; Hymenoptera; Megachilidae.